CCCCUUCACUUCCCAAUCAUUUGUCACUUUUUGCCUUGUUCCUCCUAAAUUCGGAAGUAACUUUAACGUGCUCUCUACUUGGCUUAAUUCAUCGAUCGUUAUGACUCGGAAAAAAAUCUCAGAGAAAACUCCUGAGGCAGAAGAGAAAGAUGUCAAAAGAACUCUUUUAUCCAAUUCUUUAAAAGGUUGUAUUUCUUCAAAAACUUCUCAACUGCCAAGUGUUAGUGUACCUUUACCUUUACCAGAAGAUACUUCAUCUACUGUUAGUACCGUAAGUGAUCUUGAAAACAACCGCGGAACAUGGGGAAGACAGCUGGACUUUUUCCUAUCAUGUGUUGGGUAUGCAGUUGGACUUGGAAAUAUAUGGAGGUUUCCGUAUUUGUGCUACCAAAGUGGUGGUGGAGCUUUUCUAGUCCCUUACAUUAUUUUCCUGAUUAUCUGUGGUAUGCCAUUAUUCUUCUUAGAAAUGAGUUUUGGCCAAUUUUGCAGCCUUGGACCUUUAGCUGUAUGGAAAAUUUCACCAUUAUUUCAAGGUCUAGGUUAUGGGAUGGUGCUUAUUUCUGGAAUUGUUUGCAUUUACUAUAAUGUCAUAAUUGCUUGGACAUUGUAUUACAUGUAUCACUCCUAUAGUGUACAAUGGUCAACUUGUGGUAAUUGGUGGAAUACUCCUAACUGUGUGGAAGGCACAGCACGCUAUAAAAAUAAUACUGUCAUUGAUAGCAACUCAACAUUAAAUUAUGAACCCAUAACACUUAGUUCAAUAACUACAAAUUCUACAAAAACUACAUCUAGUGAAGAAUUUUGGUUAUUUAAUGUGCUUCAACAAAGUUCAGGUAUUGAUGACUUGGGAGGAAUACUUUGGCCUCUUGUUUUGACAUUAUUCAUAGCAUGGCUUGUGGUGUUUUUGUGUCUUUUGAAAGGAGUUAAGUCGUCUGGAAAGGUCGUUUAUGUUACUGCAACUUUUCCAUAUGUAGUUCUUGUGUGUUUGCUAAUCAGAGGUAUUACAUUACCUGGAGCAAUGAAUGGAAUUCUUUUUUAUCUAUCACCACGUUGGGAGCUUUUAUUAUCAUUUAAAGUAUGGGGUGAUGCAGCAACUCAAAUAUUCUACUCUGUUGGAGGUGCAUGGGGUGCUGUGAUUACUAUGUCAAGCUACAAUAAAUUUUCAAAUAAUGUUUAUAGAGAUUCUAUACUUAUUCCAAUUAUAAACUGUGGUACAAGUAUUUUUGCUGGAUUUGUUGUAUUUUCAAUAAUUGGAUUCAUGGCAUAUGAAACUGGCAAAUCAAUUGAAGAAGUUGUUUCACAAGGACCAGGUCUUGCAUUUGUUGUAUAUCCAGAGGCUGUAUCCAGAUUGCCUCUUUCGCCCUUGUGGGCAUUUCUUUUUUUCAUUAUGCUUUUUUCCAUUGGUUUGGAUAGCCAGUUUGGAAUGUUUGAAACUAUGGUUAGUGCAUUUGUGGAUAAAUUUCCUAUUCUGCAAAAACGGAAGGCCCUCUUUACUGCUGCAUUAUGUUUUGUGAUGUUUCUGCUGGGUUUGCCAUGUGUUACACAGGGUGGAAUGUAUGUCCUUCAAUUAAUGGAUUGGUAUAGUGCUGCGUUUUCUCUCAUGAUAAUAUCAUUGUUGGAAUUAAUAUGCAUUUCAUGGAUUUAUGGUGUGGAUCGAUUUAUGCAAGACAUUUCCUUAAUGAUUAAAAGACCUCCACCUACUUGGUUUAAAUUAUGCUGGUGUUAUAUAACACCUGGAACUAUUAUUUGUCUUCUAUUGUUCAUUGUCAUAAAUCAUAAACCAGUUACUUAUGGUACCUAUGAGUAUCCAGGAUGGUCAAUUGCUUUAGGAUGGAUGAUUGCAUUGUGCUCUAUCCUUCCUAUUCCAGUUAUUGCAGUUGUACAAGUAUUAAAGGCAAAAGGAACUUUUAAACAAAGAGUGAUAUCCUGCUUACAACCAACUUAUGAUUGGGGUCCUGCUUUAGAAGAAAAUAGAAUUUCUUACAAGAAAAGUCUUAGCAUUGUAAAGAGUCGGUUUCCACAAAAUGUUGAAUUUGGAAACUUGGGAAGUUGCGAGAAGGGCCAGUCAGAGGAAAUGUGCAUGUUUCCUAAGGAAGAUGUUCAGUUAAACUCUGAAAAUAAUCUUUGAGAAUUAUCGAAUGUGUGAGAUUUACUAAAUAAAGUAAUGAUGUGCUUAAUAAAUUGGAAAGUUGCUGUGCAACUUGGAUACAAAGCGAUUGAGUGGCAGAGCCAGAAAUGAAGGCUAAUAAUCUCAUUGAAGAUUACAUCAAGAAAAAUACAUUUCUUAGUUUUCUAAUCAUUUACAUAGCUUUUUAAAUGACAAUUUUUCUUUUUAAACAUUUUAAUAAUUUUUAUAUAUUUUUUUAUAUCUCCAGUAUUUAAGUUUUUUUUCCUCCUUAUGGAGUAAUUAAUAAAAAAUUUAUACUUUUAUUUCAAAUAAAAAUUAAAAACAAUCGCUGCAUAAUUUUAAAAUCUUUUGACUAAAGAGCUGAUAAAUUAAUGUGUAUAUUAUGCUCUUUUCUUGCAACUAUGGUUUUAUUGAAACUAAAAUUCCAAUUUUUACUUCUUGGACAUAAAACUGUUAAGUUAGGCUUUAGUAAGGCUUUAGAAUUUGUUGUUUAAAAUAGCAUUGAAAGGUAUAGCUGUUAAAUUAGGUUUUUUUCUUUAUAUGAACAAGAUUACAAGUAAAACUAAACAUGCCCUUGUUUAAGACGUGUGUCUGUGGCAUUGAAACGUUUUCUUUUUUUUUUGUUUAGACUCUACUGGAAAUGCAUUAAUAUUUCGAAAAGUAAGUUAGAAUUAUGUUAAUCACUAUUACAAGUCAUCUCUCCUUUUUUUGUCACGUCUAAGUAAUAUUACUAAAGUAUUUUAGUUGUUCAACUCUUUCUUAGAAACUGAUUUCUCAACUGUGAUAUGUGGUUUUAGUUGAAACAAAUUGUCACUGUUUGCCUUUCUAAUGUAAACUGUGUUUUAUACAAAAAAUUAAAUAAAAUAUUUCAAUAACUGA
Parasteatoda tepidariorum (common house spider) is the source of this 3007-nucleotide messenger RNA. Its product is annotated as sodium- and chloride-dependent glycine transporter 1. Gene Ontology annotation, cellular component: plasma membrane. NCBI's taxonomy places the organism in Eukaryota, Metazoa, Arthropoda, Arachnida, Araneae, Theridiidae. The record is from RefSeq and is a predicted model, not a curated record. Gene Ontology annotation, biological process: sodium ion transmembrane transport; amino acid import across plasma membrane; nitrogen compound transport. Gene Ontology annotation, molecular function: amino acid:sodium symporter activity.